AUGUUUACCACGCCCUCGCGGGUAAGGGAUGCAAGGUCGUCGACACCGCUGGUGGGUGCUGGUGUCGGCGCGUCUCAUUCAGCCAAUCAUCCAUCUCGUGCUGGUACGCCUGUAUUCGGUGGUCAGGACCCUCUCUCUCCGCCGUCUUUUCUUUCACCAUCGACUUUUAGACGUGGCGACGUCAACAACAUCAACGAAUCCGGCGAUGUUUCGUCCGGCUCUCUCUUCUUGAGCACCAACGCGAGACCACGCACAACACGCGCGCGUCCACGUCCUUCCUCCAUGCUCGCCAUCUCUGGCCCCAAUGUAUCUCUUCUCAGCCCUAGCAGUGCAUUCGAUCGCGAAGGAUCACUGAUCAACGACGACGCAGAUAUGCGCUCCGUCGCCGAAUCGGCUUAUUCUGCUUCGAUGGCUGGUUUCGGUCGACGCCCGCCUCUGUUGAGCAAGGAUGCAAAGGCGCAGCUCGAGGAAGGCACCGUGCUAUUGGGCGACCGCUGGGUACACGUAUCAGCUUAUUCGAGAUUGCCCAACGAGGUCCUCGAGGUGCUUAACGAUGCGGAUCUUUACAUCGACGCGUUCCAGGGUCAUCUCGACGUUCAGACGGGCUACGCUUGCCUUGUUUCACGCACACAGUGCUUUGUGUGGAACUACUCCAGCCGCGGGAUUGGCACUGGCUCACCGACAUGCUUUGUGUUUCCCGUGCCGCAAUAUUCGUCUUCUAGCAUGACGGCAAUCAAUGACCUCGCGCACUGCUGCUUCAUCCCUCGGGGCGCUAACAGAGAGCCGGCAUUGCUCCUUGUCGCGCCCGAUGGCCAAACUUGCCUGUGGGAGGGCAUCUCGUCUUCGCUCACGCGUCAGGAUCGUGCACAGCGCAUCUCGGUGCCGCUUUCGUCGACCUCUGAAACCAUCGUUCAGCUGCAGCGUGUCGACGAGUCGACGUUGGUGCUAGCCACCAGUCAGUCUCGAAUGCUGCGCGUCUCGGUCGGCAGCAGAGCCGGCAUGCUCCAGGCCGAGAUUCGACCUUUCUCCCAACAACGCGGUUUGCUUAGCCGUUUGUUUGGCUCGACAUCGGCGAUGGGAUCGUCCAACGAUCAAGUCGUCUCGAUUGCCGUAGCCCCCAUUCAGGCGGGCAAGCAAGGCCGCGAAGUGUACGCGAUUGGCCGCAAGACGUUGCAGAGAUGGCAGGUGCUUGAUCAGGGAGGUGAGCGUCUGCUUGCCGAACAGGAUGUCCAACAAGUCAUCGCGAGCAAUGUGCUUCAGCUCAGCGACGAGAGGUAUAGUGCUGCUCAGAGCCUUUCCUUUGACGUUCUCGACGGAGCUGUUCAGUCAGACGGCCAGCUGGUGCUUCUCUACUCCCAAGCCAAAGCCGAACACGAGCCGCUUGGUUAUGGAUUGGCCAUCGUCGAUGCUGUGAAGGACGCCGGGUCGUUUGUGGUUGCUUCUAUCCUGGCGCUCAACUACUCGAACUUCGCGGACCCGCGCCCGUAUGCGAUGCCGACACUCAGCUUGCCCAAUGGCGGACCUGCUGCGUUUAUCUGCUUUGCCGACACAGUGGUCGCCAAGCAGCUCGAGUCAGGUUGUGAGACAUUUGAAGAAGUCAUCAAACUCAAGGACGACGUCAAGAACCGAUUCAUCGGCACUGGAUGCGACUCGAUCGACUUCGGAAAUCAUGCUAUUGCAGCGCUUUCGCUCAUCUCGGCUACCUCUGGCUCGCUGUUGGUGGAAACGAGUGUCAAUGAGAUCCGCAAUCGUUGCACUGCCUACACUUCAGCAGCUGAUCGUCAACGCGCCGACACCGAACGACUCAAGAGCAAGCUCGAACAGGCGCUCUACUAUUCUGAAUCGCCUCUCAACCCUCUCACUUUCCAACUUGCGUCUCAUCUGCAAGGAACGUUGAUGACGGCGUGCGAAGACCUCAGUCGUGAGCUUUUGACUUUUAGCAACCCCAUCUCACAGAGCGUUGCGCCCUCGGUGGAUCUUCGAGCCGCACUCAAGGAUCGUCUUGGCAAGCUGCGUUUCUUGGUCCAGUUUGUCGCUGCAUGUGGUCACCUUGAGAAGUUGCCCCAGACGACAAAGCGACAGUUGCGCGCCGAUGCCGAGCUAGCAGCAGCACUCAGCGAAUUGUGGGUGUAUCAGAACGAGUUUUACACUUCAACACACAGUCACGCGUCGGCUGCACAGAGUCCGCUCGCUAGAUCCAUCGAAACCGUGAUGGCCGAACAAGGACUGGGCACGAGCGCAGACGACUUGGUGCGCAAAUUCUUCCGGCAUCAUGCCGAUUUGACGACCGAGGUGUUGGAGAGGCUGCUAAAGCAGACCAAGAGCAUCUCGGCUCAACCGUUGCGUACGAGGUCCACGGAUGUGCUCGAGUUCAAUAGGGUCGUGAUGUCUGCUUUGCGAGCUGCGCUCAGGUACAGAAAGGAGAGUGGAGCACUGUACGGCAUUCUCGAGCCGGACAGUGGUGUAAGUACAUCAGCAGUAACAGCAACGGCAGCAACAGCAGCAACACCGGCAGCAACGGCAGCAACAGCAGCAACACCGGCAGCGCCGGCAGCGCAGGCAGCAGCAACGAUAGCGUUCGAGGCCUGGACAGCUCAAAGUGCAACCGUGCAGCUCCUGGAGAGUCUCUUUGCAUUGACGGUGAAUUUGAUUCCCGACCGAACGCGCGAAUUGGGUUCGAGCAUCGAUGCCGCAUCCACCGAGUUUUCUGGUGCUGUUAGCGAAGAGUUGAAGCGGGAGCACCGAGUUCAAGCCGAGCUCAAGACGCAACUGUGCUCGCUCGCUGAGAUUGCGCUGGCGUGUUACUUGGAGCGACUGCAGUACCUACAAGCUGCCGCAGCCAGUGCAACCGACAGCGGUGCAUUCGAGCGAGAAUUCGCCGUGUUCGCCACCACCUACCGCACAGCUCGACCUCUGUUCAUCCGUCCUCUCGUCACAAUCGGCCGCUCGGAUCGAGCGUUCACGCUCGCCGAGCAGUACAUGGACUUCCGAACCUUGGUCGAGCUGUGCAACGAUCCCGCGCUCAAAAGUGACGCUCGCACUGAAACUUAUCUGGAGCGUUACCAAGAGUCGUUCGCCUACGAACUCUACACAUGGUACGUUGAACAUGAUCAACAGCGAACGCUGCUCACGCAGAAAUCCGAAUAUCACGCGCUCGUGCUGUCGUUCCUCAGCCAACCGGGCAAAGAGCGUUUGGCGUGGUUGCACGAUCUUGCGCUGCAACGGUUCGCUGCGGCGUCGACUAAAUUGGAGCAGCUGGGACUGGUCGAGAGCAACGUUUCGCAGAGGAAACUCAUGUUGAGUUUGGCCAAACUCGGAUAUCUGUCGACUUUGAAAGUGCAAGAUUUGCGGACGGUGGGCGUUCAGAAGCAGAUCGAAUUUUUCGAUGACUAUUUGGACUUGAUCGCUGUUCAGGAUUCGCUUGUGGCUCUGUGGGAAAACAGUGUUGCUGGCGGGUUUCCCGUGGACUUGCCUACCGCUGGAACGCCAGCUGCAGAUAAACUUGCAAACGAAAUUGUCGACACGGUUGCUUCGCGUCUCGCCGAAUACGCGGCGUAUCGACAGCACUAUAUGCAACUAAUUCAGCAACUUGUGCUUUCCAACACGUACCUCGGCGCGGAAGAUCUGAUCGACCUGCUUACGCUCAAGGACACCCCGGAAUCGCAGCUGGAAGACUUCUCCACGGCGAUCAAAGUGCUGAUUCGAGCAUCGAGCAACAUGCCCGAAUCUAGACGACAUGCUUGUCUCAAGGCCAUCUGGAGGCGAAGCGUGAUUCGCGACGAUUGGGUGAGUCUGAGCGAGACCAACAAUGUCUCGGAUCAGACGCUCUUGGAAGAUCUAAAGUGCACUGGGUUGUACGCUGUGUUGCGCGAGGUGUUGGGUGAUCAGGACGGCUCGGGCAGACACGCGUGGAUUGACAUUGGUGAUCUUGCCAAGUUGGACGAUGCCGUUAGCGACGAUACCGAUCCACACCCAGUGGAGCGCCAGGAGCAAGGAAAGCGGCUUCGAUCUCUGCUAGAAGCACGCUUCCAUGACGCUCCUGACCACUUUAUCACUCUGCUUUUGCAGGAUUACCAGAAAGAGGCGGCUACCGUGCUUGGGUUUUUCGAGGAUUCAGAUUUGCCCAGACUAGCCAACGAAUUGGCUGGACUCGCUGCCAAUCAAGCUGGCGUGCGAUCUGAUGCUACGCUUCAUCCUCUGGUCGACCAAGACGAUAGCAUGAUCGAAUCCUGA
This is a messenger RNA of Mycosarcoma maydis (corn smut), 4233 nucleotides long. RefSeq lists its product as uncharacterized. Gene Ontology annotation, molecular function: structural constituent of nuclear pore; protein binding. Bases 1 to 4233 code for a protein of 1410 amino acids. Gene Ontology annotation, cellular component: nuclear pore outer ring. The record is from RefSeq and is a predicted model, not a curated record. Gene Ontology annotation, biological process: poly(A)+ mRNA export from nucleus; transcription-dependent tethering of RNA polymerase II gene DNA at nuclear periphery; protein import into nucleus. Lineage: Eukaryota; Fungi; Basidiomycota; Ustilaginomycetes; Ustilaginales. The transcript has a single exon.